AGCACUGUCAUCCCACGCUGUUUUUGUUUUUAUGGGCAAAUUCGUAAAAAAAUUGAAACAUGAAAAUAUCACGUUUUAAGAAGUCCCACAAAACUCUGGUGUUUUUUGCCAGCAACUUCGACUAUCGGGAACCGUACCAGGUUCUUAUUGAUGCCACUUUUUGUCAGGCUGCGUUGCAGCAAAAAAUUGGCAUAGAUGAGCAGAUAAAGAAGUACUUUCAGUGUGGAGUUAAGCUACUGACCACCCAGUGUGUUAUCUUGGAGGCGGAGUCCCUCGGAGCUCCUCUCACUGGGGCCACUUCCAUCGUCAAGCGAUUCCAUGUCCACAAAUGCGGACACGAGGGAAAACCAGUGCCUGCUUCAGAAUGCAUUAAGACAAUGACCAAGGACAAUCGCUAUGUAGUGGCUUCACAAGAUCGUCAGUUGCAGGAGAGUCUUCGCAAGAUUCCCGGACGUUGCCUUCUGUAUCUGCACAAGGCCACUCCAGUUUUGGAAGCCCCAUCUAAAGCCUCCAAAAAAUGGGUGCAACGAAGAGCCAAGAACCUUAUGCUGGGCAAGCAGGUCGAGAAAAUCGAUUACAUGAAGGAAAAACAAGGUCUUAAGCCCGCUGAUACUGCACCAAAACUCAAGAAGCACAAAGGACCGAAGAACCCCAAUCCUUUAUCCUGCAAAAAGAGCAAAAAGGAGAAAGCCGAACCAACACUUAAAGGAGUUCAGAACACCACAAUAACGAAGGCGAAACGAAAACGAGUCAAGAUUCCAGCUCAUGUCAAGGCAGCGUUAGGAACAGAUUAGAUUAAAAUUGGUUUAACAAGCAGAUAAAUAUAAGAUAAAAAAGUAAACUGCAGACUA
Messenger RNA from Drosophila ficusphila, 851 nucleotides. RefSeq names its product rRNA-processing protein UTP23 homolog. The transcript has 3 exons. The record is from RefSeq and is a predicted model, not a curated record. Gene Ontology annotation, cellular component: small-subunit processome; nucleolus. Gene Ontology annotation, molecular function: small ribosomal subunit rRNA binding. Lineage: Eukaryota; Metazoa; Arthropoda; Insecta; Diptera; Drosophilidae. Bases 60 to 794 code for a protein of 244 amino acids.